This is a messenger RNA of Ceutorhynchus assimilis (cabbage seed weevil), 1165 nucleotides long. The record is from the annotation of a GenBank genome assembly. NCBI's taxonomy places the organism in Eukaryota, Metazoa, Arthropoda, Insecta, Coleoptera, Curculionidae.
CAAAACAUUAAAAACAGACACUUUAAAAACAGUGAACCAGUCCACCGAAAACUUCUCAAGUAAAAACAUGGACUGUAUCGACGACUACACUCAUAAAAGUUUGAACGUCAUGUAUUUUUCCAAGUGCAUUCCCACAAAAGAAAUUCAAGAUACCAUUAAGCCGAGUAACGUGUUUUGUGAUUGCCCGGGAAUUUGCAAUAAGGAAUCAAACUGCUCUUGUAUGAGACACAGUGGCACGGCUUACCAGUUCGGCGACAUUAACGAUUCAGAAACUUAUGUGUUGUCUUAUAAAAACAAAAAUCGACCUACUUAUGAGUGCAACGAUCAGUGCCAAUGCAAAAACAGUUUUUGUGGUAACAAAUUGGUGCAGUGCGGGCCUAGGAAAGGAUUGAAGGUAAGAGUGUGUGAUGAUGAGAGAAAAGGAGAAGGAAUAUUCACAGAAAGACUGAUAAACAGUGGAAAUUUUGUUUGUGAAUAUGUGGGAGAAAUUAUUUCGGAAAAAGAAGCUUCUACACGCUUUAAAAUAAAUGCCAAACAUAAAAGAAUGAACUAUAUAUUUUGUAUUGAUGAAUAUUUUGGUGAAAAUAAUAUAAAAACUUUUAUAGACCCUACAGUGUAUGGUAAUAUUGGCAGAUAUAUAAAUCACAGUUGUGAUCCAAACUGUAUAAUGGUUAUAAGUAGGAUUCAGGAUAAUAUACCAGUUUUAGCUCUGUUUGCUAGCAAAGACAUUGAAAUUGGCCAGGAAAUUUGUUAUGAUUAUGGAAUAGCUGAUAGAAGCGAAGUUUUGAAGGAUGAUGAUGUGGACAGGACCAAAUGUUUAUGUAGAAGCUCCAAUUGUAGAGGAUUUUUACCAUGUGAUACUAGGAUUAUAUAGAAAUUGUAUUUUUCUUGUAGAUUUUUCAAUAGAUAGCUAGUUGAAAAUAUGCCUCAUGAUUGAAAUUACAUAACAUCACAGAACCAAGACAAAUUAUGCCUGUUUAAUAUAAUACAUUUCAAGAAUAGCAGCCCACAAACUACUGCAGAUGGUCAUAAAUGAUUUAUUCGGGAAUAUGAAAAAGCAACAGUUUAUGGAAAACAGUUUGAGGAAGUCUAGUUUAGAAUAGUACAAUUAAAAUUUGUUUUAGUAACUUACCUAGGUAUUUCCUUUGUAAAAAUGAUAAUAAAU